UUACAUGGUCAGGUGAUGCUCACGCAUUAUAAUGUUAAAGCAAACUUCGCCAAUGUCGAAGGUGUGCCAUACGUCAUAAGCCAAUCAUAUCAAUUACGUAACGAACGCCAAGGCGUGUUUUUAAGGCUUUGUUAUCACCCGGCAACAAUACGUCACAACAUUGUACAAGCUUUUUUAUUGGCGCAGAGCACAGUAUAUUUUUGUUCACGUAUCACGUCAGCUUUCGUAAUUCUCUCAAAGUUUUCUUGUGACCUACGUAUACAUGAUGUAAUUGUUUCAUCGAAGAACUCUCUGGAACGUCAACGCGGAUUAUUAUUUAAAGUCCACAAUCUUGUAAUAUUACACAAAGCAAAAUUGAAGUUGAAUCUUCAGAGAAUCAUGAAAGACGAAAUUGAUUGUGCUUGCGAGUUCUUAUAUUUGAACAUCCGUUCAUCUCAAGAAGAAGUACUGAUCCGUGAGAGGUUAGACUUAUUCAGAAGAGCAUUACGAAAGUCUUUAGUUGAAAGGUUCUCCGAUCAUUGGUAUCCAGACAAACCGAUGAAAGGAAGCGGUUUUCGAUGUAUAAAUAUUGACAAGGACAGCAAAAUCGUUGAUCCACUUCUAGUAAAGGCUGCUGCAGUGUGCAACAUCUCAAAAGAUGUUUUGCUUUCGACAUUUUGUUCAGGCCUGGCGCUGUGGAUUGAUCCUGGCGAUGUCUGCUACAGAACGGGUAUCAGUUCCAAUGUAAUAUCACUUUAUAAAUCUGCAAAUGUCGAAAGUAUACAAUUACCUCUCCUACACCAACCACAUUUAUUGUCAAGUUUAUCACAUGGACGAUUGCAACCAUCGAACUUAAUCUCGUAUUCGUCAAACUCGAACAAGCCAAUCAACCAUAAUAUAUUACAGCAAUAUGAAAAUUUCACGCGAUAUUACUGGACCAGUGCAAACUAUGUAGUUCCAAAGCAGAUAACUGAAGUUUACUAACAUUCUUUACUUACCCAUGGUCCAAUGACAAUGUACUCAUUCCAAACCUAUUGUGUUUGUAUUUCUCCCAACUUUCGAGCGUGUCAUUCGAUGAUAGUUUCCUAGCUUUAUAUAUUGUGAAAUUUUAUAUUUAGAGCUUUUUGAACUUUUUCAUGUUGUCUGUAUAAAACUCAUUCUCUAUUAAAAGCUACACUAAUGAAUAUUUAAAGAUAGUGUACAGUACAAAAUUUUGCAGAUUUAGCGAAAAUUCUUGUAAAUAGUUCAUUAUAUAUUUUUUUAAUUGAUGUUAAUAAUAGGGUCAGAGGAAAUAUAUUGAAAACAGUGGUGCUAAUGAGUCACUCUUUCAAAAA
Messenger RNA from Xenia sp. Carnegie-2017, 1313 nucleotides. RefSeq lists its product as uncharacterized. The transcript has 2 exons. Bases 16 to 963 code for a protein of 315 amino acids. The record is from RefSeq and is a predicted model, not a curated record. Gene Ontology annotation, biological process: negative regulation of mitotic cell cycle; negative regulation of cell population proliferation. NCBI's taxonomy places the organism in Eukaryota, Metazoa, Cnidaria, Anthozoa, Malacalcyonacea, Xeniidae. Gene Ontology annotation, cellular component: cytoplasm; nucleus.